CUCACCGGAGACGAAGACGAAGGAAAACUCAAACCCCGAAGAAAAACCGACACCCCAUUACGCAAAAAUGUCUAGGAACUUAAGACCUCCACAACUGAUAGUUCCAGUAGAGGAACAUUUUACGGGACGUAUCACUUGGCGCGGCAGUUGGUACUUUCCAAAGAUUAAAGCAAAAGUUAUACAGUGUGGUUUAUUGGAUAGGGUGAAGGAAUCCCCUUUCAAACAGUUCUUCAUGGCAGAACCAUUAAAUUUUUCUGGUGCCUUAGUCCAUCAGCUGUUGUUGCACAAAUUCAGAGGGGAGAAGACUGACGAAGUCCAGUUUUAUAUUGGGAAAAAACGAUGUAGAUUUAGCCAAUUGGAGUUCGCUUUAGUUACUGGUUUAAAUUUCGAGGCCGGACUGUCUGAAGCUGAGAUUAAAGCGAAGACCACUUCAGAUCGGUUGAUUCUUGAGUACUUCAAUGGUCAUUCCCCAGUGAGCAUAGGGCAACUGCGCAGAACUUUUGAGAGUUGUCAAAUAGUUGAUGAUGUGUACAAGAUGGGUUUGUGUUUAUUAGUAGAGGGUGUUUUGAAAGGUCGUGAGGAGAAGUUGAUGGUUUGGACUGACAUGCUGAAGAUGGUAGAUGACGUUGUCUUCUUUUUCCAGUACCCGUGGGGGAAGAUAUCAUACCAGAAGUUGUUACAAACUUGUCAAAAAGACUUUGUAGAAAUGAAGAAGCAUUUACAGAAGAAGAUUGAGAAAGGAAAGACUCAGAAGGAGGCCAAGUACUCUAUUUAUGGGUAUGCUGCAGCAUUACAGUAUUGGGCUUUUGAGUCCAUCAUUGAGUUGGGUCAGGAUUAUGCUGUGAGAUUGGGCCAAGGCAUUCCAAGAAUGAUCAACUGGCAGAGCAAGGAGAAAGUAGAGAUACACAAAGAGCAACUUAUUAAGUUGUUUGCCAAAAAGUUGACAGUAUACCCCUACCUGUGUGCCCGACCUGCUGAAGAACAGUAUGUGAGGACCCUUACAGACAAUAAAGCCCCAUUGUAUGUGGACAUGGGGUUAGAGGAACUAGAGGUGGGUGCCGAUGGACAGCCUACACAGGAAGCCUUACAGAGCCAGGCUGAAAAGCUUGCUGAAAAGUUAGCGAAGCAAGCAGAAGCAGCAAAUAUUUUUAAGGAGGUUCCACCACCUCCAGCACCUGAGGCACCUGAGGUUCCCCCAUCAGCACCUCAUGCCAGCACCUCCUCCCAAGCUGAGCAACCAGGCUACUCUAUGAUUUUGGCCAGGUUGGAAAAGGUUGAAGGGCAACAAAGUGCCCUUAUUAAAGGUCAGUCCGAGAUCUUGGGUCAAUUGCAGAAGCUGAUGACAAUGAUGGAAGAUCUUAGUAGGCCAGCUCGAGAUCCACACCCUCAGUCCACUAAAGAAGACCCUCAGUCUCCUGUAGAUGAAGACAUUCUCCCUAACGAUUACAGACUUGAUGAUGUAGAUGAUCACAUUUUUCGCACACCAGAGGAUAUGCAAAUUACUGUAAUCGGAGAUACUAAAGAUUCUGAGGUACAAUUCUUAGACAUAGCUCCACCAGCACCGGAGAAGAGGAGAGAAAGAAAGAGGCCUAGGUGGUUCGAUGAGUACACUGCAAUGAAGAAAAGGAAUAAAAAAACGAAGACAGCACUGAAUGUGGAUCCAUUGAGGGUUGUUGACGGAAAAUUACUUAUGACCUUUCACAAGUGGUUGCUUGGCACUAUUGGGAAUAAAUAUCCGAGGGAAUGCUUCUCAUGGACACAUGAUGCUGCUUGGUUCCUGAAACUGCAUACUCCGAGGACAUGGCUUUCUGACUCUGCUCGGUGGGACGCUUUUCCAGGUUCUGACUACUCUAGCUUUAGUUGGGAUGACAGUAUAUUGGACCUGGCUAGGGGUGAUGCAGUCCAGUUCUUACCGAGUUGGCAGAACAAGGAGUUCAUUUAUUUUGCCCUCUUCUUGAAAGACCAAUUGCAUUGGGUAGCUGUAGAGGCAGACCUGAAUGGGUGGAUGCUCAACAUCUUUGAUUCCAGUAUUGGAUCAAUUUCCGAAAACGAUUUGAUCAGCUUGAUGGUUGACUGGUGUACCAUUUUCCCGUCGGUCUUGCGACAGUCCGGUUUAUUUGAGAACCAUGAUGUUAUACUCGCGCCUCAGUUGACAGCAUCAGAGAGCUAG
Humulus lupulus (European hop) is the source of this 2170-nucleotide messenger RNA. RefSeq lists its product as uncharacterized. The record is from RefSeq and is a predicted model, not a curated record. The transcript has 4 exons. NCBI's taxonomy places the organism in Eukaryota, Viridiplantae, Streptophyta, Magnoliopsida, Rosales, Cannabaceae. The coding region runs from base 68 to 2170 and encodes 700 amino acids.